AUGCAUGCAAUAUAUCGUGAUCAUGUGGUUCCCGUCGAAUAUGCAUUAUUACGUCGCAAAGCUACUACUACAUAUCGUCGACUAACGAACGAAAUACUUAAAGUUGCACCUCAAUGGAUGCCUCAAUCAAUGAUGAUUGAUUUUGAAAAAGCUUGUAUCAACGAAUUAGGAUGUCAAAAUCGAUAUCAAACAGACUCUGUUUUUGCACAUAAUAUUCAUAAACUAGGUGCAUUAACAUUUUUAGAACCAAAUAAUGUCAUUAAAGCAUUUGAAAUUCUAUCAAUGGAUUCUUGA
Messenger RNA from Rotaria sp. Silwood2, 294 nucleotides. The record is from the annotation of a GenBank genome assembly. NCBI's taxonomy places the organism in Eukaryota, Metazoa, Rotifera, Eurotatoria, Philodinida, Philodinidae.